Molecule: messenger RNA, 489 nt
Organism: Physeter macrocephalus (sperm whale)
Lineage: Eukaryota; Metazoa; Chordata; Mammalia; Artiodactyla; Physeteridae
Product: keratin-associated protein 1-3-like
Exons: 2
Coding region: 1-489 (162 amino acids)
Cellular component (GO): keratin filament
Source: RefSeq, a predicted model, not a curated record
AUGGUCUACUGUUCCACUAGCUUCUAUGGAUUUCCCUCCUGCUCCACUGGUGGGACCUGUGGCUCCAGCUGCUGCCAAUCAACCUGCAGCCAGACCAGCUGCUGCCAAACUAUUGGCUGUGAGACUGGCUGUGGCACCAUGGCCUGCUGCUCCACUAGCUUCUGUGGAUUUCCCAUCUGUUCCACUGGUGGGACCUGUGGCUCCAGCUGCUGUCAGCCAACCUGCUGCCAGACCAGGCGUUGCCAGCCAACCUUCUGCCACACCAACUGCUGCCGGACCAGUGGCUGUGAGACUGGCUGUGGCAUUGCUGGUAGCAUUGGCUGUGGCCAGGAGGGAGGCAGCGGAGCUGUGAGCUGCCGCACCAGGUGGUGCCGACCUGACUGCCGCGUGGAGGGCACCUGCCUGCCUCCCUGCUGUGUGGUGAGCUGCGACCCCCCAUGCUGCUGCCAGCUGCACCAUGCCCAGACCUCCUGCUGCCUCCCAUCCUAA